Molecule: messenger RNA, 1351 nt
Organism: Orussus abietinus
Lineage: Eukaryota; Metazoa; Arthropoda; Insecta; Hymenoptera; Orussidae
Gene: isoQC
Product: glutaminyl-peptide cyclotransferase
Exons: 6
Coding region: 39-1085 (348 amino acids)
Molecular function (GO): glutaminyl-peptide cyclotransferase activity; zinc ion binding
Source: RefSeq, a predicted model, not a curated record
UCUCUGGACCAUUACUUGGGUCCAAAAACGCGGAAAUCAUGUUGCGGUCUGUUGGAAGCUUUCUUGUAACAGUUAUUUUAUUUUACCUAAUUGUUGAAAAUACUGCUCAAAAUGAAACAUUUAGAAGUGCGAGGCGUAAUCACGUUCCACUGAAUUUGUCAAAAUCUCAGGUACUGAGAGUGGCUCAGCAAUCAAAUGUCACGCACAUAAAUGAGGUUCUGGAUAAUAUCUGUUUUGAAAGAGUAGUUGGUACCAAUAAUCAUAAAAAAGUGAAAGAUUAUAUCAAAAAAUCAAUGAAAGAUCUUGGUUGGUCCGUGGAAACGGAUGAAUUUGAAGAGGACACUCCGAAUCUUGGAAAAUUGAAAUUCGAAAAUAUUAUAACAAAGUUGAAUCCUAAUGGCAAGAGGUUUUUAGCGCUUGCAUGUCAUUACGAUUCAAAGUAUACCAAAAAUGAAAAUUUUGUUGGAGCUACGGACAGUGCUGUACCUUGUGCUCAGUUGAUAAACUUAGCCAAGGUCAUGCGAGAGCAAUUGAAUUCCGUGAAGGAUCAAGAUAUCAGCUUAAUGUUUAUAUUCUUUGACGGAGAGGAAGCAUUUGAAUCAUGGGGUCCACAAGACUCUAUUUAUGGAGCAAGGCAUCUAGCCCAAAAAUGGGAAACCACCUACACUCGGCAAGAUGAAGAAUUUAUUUCAGAACUGGAUAGAAUGGAUUUGCUGGUACUUUUGGAUCUAAUAGGAGCACCUGAUCCUACAUUUUACAACUAUUUUGAGGACUCGGAAUUAUGGUAUACCAUUUUGUAUCAUACGGAAACUGCUUUAGCAGCUGCGCGGGAAUUUGCCGGAUAUUCUUAUGGAAAACCGGAACAAAGGUACUUCCAACCGUAUUCCAUUCCGACGUACAUCGAAGACGAUCACAUUCCGUUUUUACAUAGAAAUGUUUCAAUUUUGCAUAUAAUACCGUCUCCAUUUCCGUCCUUCUGGCACAAAUCAGGAGACAAUCGUUCCAACGUCAAUAUGAACACCACGGAAAAUAUUAAUAAAAUUUUAAGAAUAUUCGUUGCGUCCUAUUUACAUUUAAAAAUAUGAUAAGUAGUUUUUAUAGAUUUCAUGUUAUCUUUAUACAGGCACGAGUUCAGGAAAAAUUUCUUCUAACGCAUGAAAGUAAAUGUUUGAAAAACAUUGCUUCCUUUGAUAAAACUAAUUUAUUUAAUCAAUCAUUAAAACGGAUUAUCGCUAUAACGUUAGACUAGUGACACAUUUUUAUAUAAAAUCUGAUAUUCAAGAUGUGUUUUAUUUGCAUCAAAGCAACGAUAAGCAACGGAAUAAAAUAAAAUAUUAUCGCGUUCAUUAUA